This is a messenger RNA of Paramecium tetraurelia, 2442 nucleotides long. RefSeq lists its product as uncharacterized. Gene Ontology annotation, molecular function: cAMP-dependent protein kinase activity; ATP binding; cGMP-dependent protein kinase activity. The record is from RefSeq and is a predicted model, not a curated record. Gene Ontology annotation, biological process: peptidyl-serine phosphorylation; signal transduction. The transcript is spliced from 9 exons. Lineage: Eukaryota; Ciliophora; Oligohymenophorea; Peniculida; Parameciidae. Gene Ontology annotation, cellular component: cAMP-dependent protein kinase complex.
AUGGGCAAUAUUUGUCGAUAAAAUACAAUUAUUGAUAAAGAAAACAAUGAAAUCAGCACAUCCUAACCUCCGGCUGUUCAAUAGGCAGUGGCCCCGAAAGCUGAAGAAGUGAAGGCAGAGAUCACGGAGAUUAAAGUUUAGUAGGAUAUAAAAGCAGAUUAAAACUUACAGGAGGAUUAACCGAAAUAAGAGAAUGAGCCCAAAAGAAAGGAAUAGAAAAAGAUGGCCAAAAUAGCUGCUGUUAUUGAUUAGGAAGUCAUAUAUGAAAAUGUAUAAAAAUAAGAAAAACUCAAAAGUCCCUUCGAUUAUCAACUAUUGUUGAAUGUUUUUGCCAACAGUUUUAUAUUUGGUUAAAUGCAACCUGAAGACAAAGUUAAAGUUAUUGAAUCAAUGUUUUAUUGCACAGUGCAUGAUGGUGAAAUGGUCUUCAAAUAAGGAGACAAAGCGAGUUCCUACUUUUUAAUUGAGAGAGGUUAAUGCUAAAUCAUAAUCAACAAUGAAGUUAAGAAAACACUCAAAUAAGGAGAAGCCUUUGGAGAAUUGGCUUUGCUUUACAAUGCUCCAAGAUCUGCAUCAGUCAAGGCUGUAGGAGAUUGUGCAUUUUGGGCUAUUGAUAGAAACACAGUCAGAAAGGCCAUUGAAGCAAUAUCAUAACGAGAUUACGAACAGAAUAAAGAAUUUAUUAAUAAAGUCUAAUUUUUCGAAUCUUUAACUGAUGAUCAAAAGGCAGCCAUUCCUUCUGCCUUGAUCAAUCUCAACUUUAAGGCAGGGGAAAUCAUAGUCAAUGAAGGGGAUUAAGCAGAUUCAUUCUUCAUUAUCAAAAAAGGAGAAAUCCAGAUUUCCAGAGGAGGAAAAGAACUAAGAAUUAUGAAGGCAGGGGAUUCCUUAGGAGAACAAGCACUUCAAUCCAAUUCUGUAAGGGGAGCAACAGCUAAGGCCAUCAAAGAAGAUGCUGUAGUUUUAGCAUUAGCAAGAGAUGAUUUGACAAGAAUCUUAGGAGAUAAAAUUUAGUUCAUCAUGUAUAGCAAUUUAUAGAGAUGGGCUUUUGAAAGACAUCCUAUACUUAACAAAUUAACCAAAUUGCAAGUAGAAAGAAUUGUUAGCAAUAUGCAACAAAUUUAAAAGAAGGCAGAAGAACUUAUCAUUGAAAAAGGGUAACCUUGCAGAGAAGUUAUUAUUGUCCUCCAAGGUUCUAUUAAAUAUGGCAAAGAAGUCUUUGAAAAAGGAUAAAUGUUUGGUGAUAAGUUUUUGGAUCAAGGAGAGAAUGUCAAAUUGGGAGAGCCUGUCAUAAUGAAGGAUGAUGGAAUGAUUGCUGUUAUUACUUUUAAGCAAUUCUUUGAAAUUAUUGGAGGUUCUUUGGAGUAGAUCUUUGCUAAAAAUGAAAAAGCCCAUGAUAGAUUUAUCAAGAAGGAGGAUGGGCAAAAAUAAGAUAUGUAUAAGCAUUUUGAAUUAGAUUAAUUGAUAUCUGUUAAGAAAUUGGGUUAAGGUUAAUUUGGUAAUGUCUACUUAGUCUACAAUAAAUUGGAUAAGAAAACAUAUGCACUUAAAUGCAUUUCAAAAGCAUAAAUAAUUGAAUAAAAUCUGGAAAAGCAUUUAGCUCAAGAAAAGAUUGCUUUGGAGACUGUCAAUUUUCCAUUGAUUAUGCAUUUUGCAAGAAGUUUCAAAGACAACAUAUAUAUUUAUUUCUUAGAAGAAUACAUAAGGGGAAUGGAAUUAUUCGACGUUAUUAGAGAUAUUGGAUUGCUAAAUACUUAUGAUUCUUAAUUCUAUGUUGGGUCAUUGAUAUUAUGUAUGGAAUAUUUACAUCUUAAUAAUAUUAUCUAUAGAGACAUUAAGCCAGAAAAUAUCAUGAUAGAUGAAAAAGGAUUUAUGAAAUUAAUCGAUUUAGGAACUGCCAAAAAUCUAAAAGGCAAAAAUGGUAGAACCUAUACUAUUAUUGGUACUCCACAUUAUAUGGCUCCUGAGAUUUUAACAGGAAAAGGAUAUACGUAUUCAGUAGAUUUAUGGUCUAUUGGUAUAUGUCUCUAUGAAUUCAUGUGUGGCAAUGUACCCUAUGCUGAAGAUGCAGACGAUCCUUAUGAAAUUUAUGAAGAAAUUCAGAAGAAAGCUCUAGCUUUUCCUUCAGUUUUAAAAGAUAGAAAAGCCAAAAAACUAAUUGAACAAUUAUUAAGUAAAACUCCUGAGUUGAGACUUGGUUCAUCAUAUGCUAGUUUGAAAAAUAAUGCCUUCUUUGAAAGAUUCGAUUAUGAUAGCUUGAUAAAUAGAGAAUUGAAGCCUCCAUACUUACCACCUAAAAAUAAAUUACAUAGUGACAAAGACAUUUAGAAAGCAAUAUAGGUCGGAAAAUUGAUAUCCGAAGAAAUAAAAAAUGAUCCUGCGACUGCAUCAAAUGUAUAUAAACCAGAGAAGGCACGUGAUCCAAAUUGGGACAAGGAAUAUUGA